Messenger RNA from Polistes canadensis, 1857 nucleotides. RefSeq names its product peptidyl-prolyl cis-trans isomerase-like 4. The transcript is spliced from 4 exons. NCBI's taxonomy places the organism in Eukaryota, Metazoa, Arthropoda, Insecta, Hymenoptera, Vespidae. Gene Ontology annotation, biological process: protein peptidyl-prolyl isomerization. The record is from RefSeq and is a predicted model, not a curated record. Gene Ontology annotation, molecular function: peptidyl-prolyl cis-trans isomerase activity; RNA binding. Bases 217 to 1683 code for a protein of 488 amino acids. Gene Ontology annotation, cellular component: nucleus.
ACUGGCAGUGAAUUAAACGGAUAGAUACAAAAUACGAAUCAAUUUAAACUUUUCAUAUUUCAUUUUUCAUAGAUAAAGUUGGUAACCCUGUCAAUGUAUGUUGCAUUUGUAUUCACCUGGCAGAACAACGAUAUAUUGUUAAAAUGAAGUGAUUCUUUCUUGAAUGUUUAUUUUUUAAUAGUUUUUCUCAUUGGGAUUAUAAAUUUUAUAUAAAUCAUGUCUGUUGUAAUUGAAACUACAAUAGGUGACAUUACAGUAGAUUUAUUCGCCGAUGAACGUCCACAAACAUGUCGAAAUUUUUUAAAAUUGUGCAAAAUCAAGUAUUACAAUUGGAAUUUAUUUCACUCGGUACAAAACAAUUUCAUAGCUCAAACUGGAGAUCCUACGGGUACAGGGAAAGGUGGAGAGAGUAUUUAUGGGAUAGUAUUGGGUGAAAAAGCACGAUAUUACGAGGCUGAACAAAUGCCAAAAAUAAAACAUACCAGAAGUGGUUUAUUAUCUAUGGUUAAUUGCGGAGACAAUAUGUUAGGAUCACAGUUUUUUAUCACUCUAGCUCCGGAUCUCUAUUCUCUAGAUGGAGAACACUGUGUGUUUGGUGAAAUAGUAGAAGGACUUGAAAUCAUUCUCAAAUUAAAUGAAACUAUUUGUGAUGGAGAUUACAGACCUUACCAAGACAUACGUAUAUCACAUACUGUUAUUUUAGAGGAUCCGUUUGAAGAUCCCAAAGGUUUAGUAAUACCAGAUAUGAGUCCGGAACCUACUAAAGAGGCAUUGAUGAGCGAUAGAAUUGGCGCAGAUGAACUCAUAGAUGACACAGCAGGAAUGUCUGUAGAAGAAGUUAUGGAAAUGCAAAGGGACAAAGAAGCAAAAGCACGAGCUACAAUUCUAGAAAUUGUUGGCGAUAUACCAGACGCCGACAUAGCACCACCGGAAAAUGUUCUAUUUGUUUGUAAAUUAAAUCCAGUCACUAACGAUGAUGAUCUUGAGAUUAUUUUUAGUCGUUUUGGCAAAAUUGUUGGAUGUGAAGUAAUAAGAGAUCGUCAAACAGGUGAUUCUUUGCAAUAUGCAUUUAUCGAAUUUGCUGAACGCAAGAGUUGUGAAGAAGCAUAUUUCAAGAUGGACAAUGUUUUAAUCGAUGAUAGAAGAAUACAUGUAGAUUUCUCACAAUCUGUAGCAAAAAUGAGAUGGAGAGGUAAAGGGAAAGGUAUUAAAUAUAACGAUAAAGAAGAAGAUGAAGAAGAAGAGAACGAGAAUAGAAGAGGAAAGGAUCGUUUUCAAGAUAGGAGCGAUCAUCGAAAUAACAAACGUUUUCAAGAAAAAGAGGAUAGAUUUAAGAAAAAAAUAAACAAUGAAGGAAGGCACAACGAAGAUUUAUUGGAACAUAGAAAACGUCAAUAUAGAGAAAAUGAAGACAGAAGUGAUCGAGAACGUUCUCGCAAUAAUAGAAAUUAUGUUUCAGAAAAGGAUAAAGAUAGAGAGAAUAGAAAAAGAGAGUACGAUUCGAAUGAUCAUAGAAGGCAUAAGGAUAAGGAUAAGAAAAAGAAAAAGGAUAAAAUUGAUAGUAACAGGAGUAGAGAUAAAAGUAGAGAAAGAAAUAGGGAUAGGAGUAGAGAGAGAAAGAGAGAAAGAAGUAAAGAGAGAAGUAAUAGAUAUGGUGAUAGAAGCAGAGAUAAAAAACGUUAGAUAAAAUUUAUAUAUGUUUAAGAAAUAAUUUAAUACAACAAAAAAUUGAAUUAAUAAAAAGAAAAAGAAAAAUGUAUAUAUAUAUACAAAACAAGUGACAUCUUUUGAGUUUUAUUUUCCAAUUACGUUAUCAUAGGAUAGACCAAUCAUAUCGUCUGCAUUACGAUGACUUAC